This is a messenger RNA of Rhipicephalus microplus (southern cattle tick), 485 nucleotides long. It is a transcript of the gene ND-15, whose product is annotated as NADH dehydrogenase (ubiquinone) 15 kDa subunit. NCBI's taxonomy places the organism in Eukaryota, Metazoa, Arthropoda, Arachnida, Ixodida, Ixodidae. The record is from RefSeq and is a predicted model, not a curated record.
CCUCAAUAAAACUCUAUGGGAGCUGACUUCUACCUACACACGUAUAGCCAAACCAAGCCAAUCUAUGCAUGCGUUGAUCUUCGCAAGAAGGGACACACUGGUCCGUGUUUGAGCUAAAACCACCACCAUGCUGAUCCGCACGCCGUUCACUGAUCUGGUGUCCGUCCUCACGGAAGCAGAAAGCAACCGCAACUGCCAGAAGCUGUCCAUGCAGCUAGCUCUCUGCCGGGAAGCCUACGGCAUGCACAGGCCCGAAAAGUGCGAAAACGAAUACGAGGACUUCAAGGAGUGCAUCUUUGGCUUCAAGCAGCGUGCACGAGUGAUCAUCAUGCAGCAAGAGCGAGAGAAGCAGUUCAAAAAUGGACAGCGGAAACAGCACUAUGCCGAGAUGCCACCAGUGGAUGGCUUCGCCAUGCGUGACCCAUUCGAGUAAUCCGUUCUUGUGAUGUAGAAAAUAUAUACUGGCUGAACUACUGUUGUCGAGU